UACUAGAUUUACCGCCCACCACAUUUACACCCACCCCAUUUAUAAAACGUACUAGAUUUACCGCUUUUUGGCAGGUGAAAACUCAGGUUUGGUACGUUUGUAGAAGAAUUCUCAGAAAAAGUUUAUAUCUUUUAUGUACCUAGAUUACAAACAAUAACCUCUGCAAAUUGUGUGUUAUUACAUGCAGCAUUAAGAGAGAAAUCUCGAAAAAAAAAUCGCUAUCCGGGGCUUUCGGCCUUACUACAUUUACCGUUGACAUCAAAACAGACAAGAUGAACAGUAUCAGCGCUGAAUGCCAAGAACUCAAAGAAAAGUAUGAUGCAUGUUUCAACAAAUGGUUCUCGGAAAAAUUCCUCAAAGGGUACACAAAAGACGAAUGUGCUCCGUUGUUUGAAGUUUACCAAGAUUGUGUAAAGAAAGCAGUGAAGGAACACAAGAUUGAUCUCUGGGAAUUAGAAAAGCCAGUGUUAGGAACAUGUAAUGAGAGAAAGGAUCCCAGCUGAUUCUGAUGAAAUUGGUGUUUGAAGUUCCAAUACAAGCAGGAAAUGCUUAAACUAUCCAAAACUGUAUUCAAAGAGCAUAGCUGAUGAUCAUACAAGAGACAGUGCUAAAUUAAUAAGUUAGAAAGGAAAGUGCACCAUUCCCGGUUUCUUUGAGAUGAGAUGUGUGUGUGUAUGUGUGUGUGUUUGUGUGUGUAUGUGUAUUCCUCCUGAAGAAAUAAAGAUACUAGUUGAGUUUACUCAA
This is a messenger RNA of Ostrea edulis (European flat oyster), 744 nucleotides long. Its product is annotated as TP53-regulated inhibitor of apoptosis 1-like. The record is from RefSeq and is a predicted model, not a curated record. The transcript has 2 exons. Bases 273 to 503 code for a protein of 76 amino acids. Lineage: Eukaryota; Metazoa; Mollusca; Bivalvia; Ostreida; Ostreidae.